Molecule: messenger RNA, 324 nt
Organism: Anastrepha ludens (Mexican fruit fly)
Lineage: Eukaryota; Metazoa; Arthropoda; Insecta; Diptera; Tephritidae
Product: dolichyl-diphosphooligosaccharide--protein glycosyltransferase subunit 4
Exons: 3
Coding region: 131-253 (40 amino acids)
Cellular component (GO): oligosaccharyltransferase complex
Source: RefSeq, a predicted model, not a curated record
CCAAGUGCCUCCCAAAAAUGUAUGCCAACUUUUGACAGUUCUAUAGAAAAUAUUCGAGAUAUAAUAGUAUACCGGCUACAAGUGUAUAUUAAUUAUUGAUAUUUAAGAUAUUGAAGAGGAAGUAAGCAAGAUGAUAAGCGACGUGCAAUUGGCAAUUUUCUCCAAUGUUUUGGGCGUUUUUCUAUUUCUUUUGGUGGUGGCAUAUCACUAUAUUACGGCCAACGCUGGCAAAAGUUCAGCGAAAUCAAAAUAAACUUUCCAGAUAAAUGUUAAUCGAUUUCAUUUUUAUUAUUAAAAUAUAAAUACAAAAAUAAUUUAACGAAA